This is a messenger RNA of Penicillium maclennaniae, 909 nucleotides long. RefSeq lists its product as uncharacterized. NCBI's taxonomy places the organism in Eukaryota, Fungi, Ascomycota, Eurotiomycetes, Eurotiales, Aspergillaceae. The coding region runs from base 1 to 909 and encodes 302 amino acids. The transcript has a single exon. The record is from RefSeq and is a predicted model, not a curated record.
AUGUUUCGGCAUCUGGGCACUUUUCCCUUCUUCUUUAGUGCCACAAUCACUGACUUUCCCAUUGUCAAUCACGUUGCCCCUGAAGCAGUAGGAAGCCCUUUUAAAAGCCUGAGUCACGCCCGGGGGUCGCUGGAAUGGCUUAUGUCCCGGACUGUGGCGCUUGUGAGGGCUGCAGAUGCGUAUCGCCUGAGCGGGGACUCGGCUGUACCAAUCCCGGCCGCAUUCGUCAUGGAGCAGCAAUUGCUGAAUGCUGAAUUGGCUGGCUGGCGGGGAGGUCUCCUUUCGUUCGAGCCUAAGUCUUGCGGCACGAAUGAAUUGAUGCGCGUCAUUCUAGAGAUGCGCUGGCUCGUCUGCAAGAUAUGGGUGAAUACCUGUCUAGCACGCGAGGAAAUCAUCUACGACAAUCAUCGUAGCGAAUUUUGCUGUUUGGUGGAGCUCGGUAAACGCGCAAUCUCUUCCCGAGGUGCAUUUACCACAAAGAUUGCCCGGUUCAUGUUUGAGAUGGCGCACUGUCCUAUCUUACACUUCGUCGUCCUCAAGUGUCGUUAUCUUCGUCUACGGCUGGAGGCCCUGUCACUUGUAAAAGAGCUCUCUUGCCCGAGACAGAUGCUCUGGGACGCCGGUGUCAGUUACGCACUCGGCCGCCGUAUCGUUGAAAUCGAACAUGGCCUUGAGCUUUCGUUGGAAAAGGCUGUGACGCUUAGCGACGUUCAUAAGGACUUGAAUUUGCCAAGCGAGGGCCAGCGUGUCUUAGGUGCAGCUGUUGAGCGACAAGUAGGCGAGCAUUCCUGUGUCAACGGCACCAAGGUGCUACGCAGAAAAACGCGCUUUCUGACACGGGACCUCGAGAGCGGCGGCUUGAAGGCUGUACAGGAUUGGAUUACCAUCCGAAAGAUAACACCAAUAUGA